AUGGCUCGAGGACCAGAACUUUGUGGCGUGUCACUGAUGCGGCUGACGUGUGUGGCUGGGAUACUAGCAUUGUUGUUUUGGAGUGAAAGGAUAGUAGUGUUCAUGAGUGUCGAACAAGACAACAUACACCAAGAACAUGCGACACAGGGUGCCAAGACGAUUUUGCCCAAAGAUGGUUUGACUGUAGACAGCGAGAAGAACGAUCUGCCCACAGAGGCAGCAGGAACGAAGAUGAGAGCAAAAAAACUGGGCAAAAUACCCCGUCGGAAGGAGAAAGUUAAUCCGCACGAUUUUCACUACAUCAUCAAAGAAGAAAAGUUUUGUGAAAAGCUGUCAGAGCCACCGUACCUGUUGGUGUUGAUAUGUUCUUAUCACGACAGGGAGUAUUCGAGAUUAGCAGUAAGAGAGACGUGGGGAAGCGUGUCCCAGUCUCAAUCAUGGGUGGACGGAAGACCUCUAAAUCAAGCAGUCAAAAUACUGUUCUUCGUCGGUACCCAUAUAGUCUCAUCGUGGAACAAGAAAAUCGCACACGAAAGUCAAAUCCAUAGCGACAUCAUUUUAGAGGAUUACACAGAAAGUCCUUUCAAUGCGUCUAUAAAAACAAUAGGCGCAUUUAAGUGGGCAGCAGCUUUCUGUCCUCAAGCGAAAUACGUACUUAAAGUGGAAGAAGACGUGUUUAUUGAUAUCCCCAAAGUACUUGAUAUUCUCAGUCAUUCUAACACAGUGUACGGAGCGCGCCAUGCCAAGUUUUCUGUCCAACGCAACGGGCAGUGGGCGGUGCCUUACAGCGUCUUCCCUUUUGAGACCUUUCCCCCUUUUCUUGGCGGGCCAGCGUACGCCAUGUCGCUCGAUCUGGCAAAACGGAUUUACGAGGCGUCGGAAUAUUUCCCGAUGAUUGUUUUAGAAGAUGCUUACGUUACUGGCGUUCUCAGAGAGGUAGUUGGAGCGGAAAUUAAACAGUUUGAGGAAUUUGGAAAUUGGGGGUCAAGGCAACCUUCAUCAUGCGAUGUUGCCCAGGGUAAAGUUAUUGCUGGGAAUAGACUCGAAGCAGACGACAUGUUAUUUUUGUGGGAAGAUCUCAAGGAUUCUCAUUUGAGGGAGAAGUGCGGUUAA
Molecule: messenger RNA, 1113 nt
Organism: Lingula anatina
Lineage: Eukaryota; Metazoa; Brachiopoda; Lingulata; Lingulida; Lingulidae
Product: beta-1,3-galactosyltransferase 1
Biological process (GO): protein O-linked glycosylation
Cellular component (GO): Golgi membrane
Molecular function (GO): hexosyltransferase activity
Source: RefSeq, a predicted model, not a curated record